This is a messenger RNA of Amborella trichopoda, 2069 nucleotides long. It is a transcript of the gene HAG2, whose product is annotated as histone acetyltransferase of the GNAT family 2. NCBI's taxonomy places the organism in Eukaryota, Viridiplantae, Streptophyta, Magnoliopsida, Amborellales, Amborellaceae. Gene Ontology annotation, molecular function: histone acetyltransferase activity. Gene Ontology annotation, cellular component: nucleus. The record is from RefSeq and is a predicted model, not a curated record. Gene Ontology annotation, biological process: subtelomeric heterochromatin formation.
CCAUGGGCCCUGUAGUGGGUACUCGGCCCACUAUACUGACAAAUUUCCCCUCUGCGUUAGAUCUCUUCCCGCCUCUCUCUCUCUCUCUCUCUCCUCCCCGCCCCCACUCUCCUCGCCUCUCUCUCUAUCCUCGCGUCUCUGUCUCUCCUCGCCUCUUUCUCUCUCUUCGCCAUUACCUCUUUCUCUUAUACACACCUUUCCCGCUUCCCGCCUCUGCCCCUCUCUCUCUCUCUCUAUCUCUCUAUCUUUGUGUGUUUUUAAUCCAAAUCGCUUCUCAUCUCUGUGUGGAAAUUCCACCACUUUCUCUUCGCAAAGUCUACGCCCAAGGAUCAGUGAAGAAUGGCGAACAAGAAAAAGGAAGAAGGGGCAUCCUCAGAGAAGAAGCGCCGGCGAGUUGGAUUCUCCAUCAUAGAUGCUGGGAUUGAAGCGAAUGAGUGCAUAAAAGUUUUCUUGGUAAGCAGCCAGGGAGAAAUGAAUGGUGCAAAUGGAUUUUGUAUUGAGCCAAUAGACCUGAAUCAGUUUGCUGGGAAAGAUGGAAGGAUAUAUGGUUACAAAGGGUUAAAGAUUGAGGUUUGGUUAAAUUGCGUAUCAUUUCAAGCAUAUGCAGAUAUAGUGUACGAGAGCUCAUCAGAUUGCGGCAAAGGGAUCACGGAUCUUAACCAAAUUCUACAGAGCAUAUUUGGAGAAUCAUUGAUUGAAAAUAAGAAUGACUUUCUUCAAAUGUUUUCGGCUGACAAUGAUCUUCUCAGCAGACAUGUUGUUCCCCUGGGGGAAGUGGUACACUGUGAAGCAUCUGGAGAAAAGACGAUUUCAUUUGAGAACCAUUCAGAAAAGGGAGCUUGUUCUGAAGAGCAGGACCAGAUUGUUGUAAUGGACAUGGGGAGCAUGCACGUUAAAGAGCUAUACAAUCAUCUGGUGCCGUUUCUUCUUCUUCUCGUUGAAGGCAGCAGUCCAAUAGACCUCGACGAUCCGAAGUGGGAAAUGCUCCUCAUUGUCAAGAAGAAAGUUGAUGGUUCAGGGAACACCCAUCAUAGACUACUGGGUUUCGCUACCAUCUACAGUUUCUAUCAUUACCCAGAUACUUCUCGCUUACGCAUUGGCCAGGUUCUUGUUUUACCUCCUUAUCAGGGCAAAGGGUAUGGGCGCCACCUUCUUGAGGCUGUGAACACUAUUGCGGUAUCACGAAAUAUGUUUGAUAUUACAAUUGAGGAGCCUUCGGAACACCUCCAAAACAUUCGUGAUUGCAUGGAUACAAUUCGGCUUCUCACAUUUGCGCCUCUCAAAACUAUUCUUUCAUCUCUCUUUUCUAGGCUUAAGGAGGAGAGGCCACAAAAUAGUUCUAUUGCAUUCAAAUAUUUCCCUCCUAAAAGUUUGGUUGGAGAAGUCAGAAAAGAGCUGAAAAUAUACAAGAAACAGUUUUUGCAGUGCUGGGAAGUUCUUCUUUUUCUAGGUUUCUACAAGAUAAGUGCAAGCACUGAGAUUUUCAGGGCCUGGCUAGCUGCAAAAGUUGAAGCUGAGACAUUUGAUAGGGGUGAGAUAAGUGCUAUGAAGAAGUGUGUGAUUGAUGUGCAGAAUGAAUGUGGACAUGACAAGACAUUCGUCAUGGUGCGAUUUGAGGGUGAGGUGAGUCCAGAGAUUGAAACUGGAGUUCUACAGAAAGAUGAGUCUGGAGAAAGAGAAAGAAAAGAAGAGAUGGAAAAGUUCAUUGAGGGGCGGCUGAAAGAGAUCAAAGCGAUCUCUGAAAAGGUCUCCCUCCACUGUGAGAAUUUGGGAAUUCCUAUUUCCGUUGCUUGAAGUUGGAAAGAAUUUUACACCGGAGAGAGAGAGAGAGAGACAGAGAGAUUAGAGUCAUGACCAACCCUUUUUGAGCUUUCAUUGAGUAUUUUUGCAGGGUGGAAGGUUUCACUUUGUUCUUUAGAGUUGAAAACUGCAAGAAUCAACUGCACUGAUUGGACUUGGUGUUUGCGGAGGACUUUGGUUGUAAUUUAGUAACUUGACAGGUUUUUCAUUUUUGUAUUGAGUUGAAAAUCCGUAAUAGAUAUUGAUUCAAAGUAUUUGCCUUGGGCCUU